AUGGGAAAAAACACAAUCUCAGUCCUAAAUAUCGAGACAUUGUCAUCGCUCAAAUUCUUAGAAACUCAAAAUAAUCGUAUGGGAGUUGUGCUAGAUGGUGAUUGCAAUGUUGAGAGAAUCAGUAGUUUUCUUAGACUGUGUGGAACUGAAAAAUUUUUUGACGUUAAACACCACUGGUUAAUACUUACUUCGAACAAAAGUAUUUCAACGAUUUUCGAAAACGUGGAACUCUAUAUCAACGCUGAUAUUCACAUAGUUUACGCCCCAUCAGCUGGAUUUUCAUCUGUAAAUUUCACUGUGGAAGAUGUCUACAACCCCGCUUAUGGGAAAGGCGGAAAAUUACAAACGAAAACUAUCGGAUACUAUAGUGCAAAAGACGGAUACAGAGCCAGAGAAAUGCAAUGUAAAUACUGGAUGAGAAGAAACAUGUCUGGCGUUACCCUAAAAUCCCGCAUUGUUCUACCCAUUCCCUUUGAAGGAACACUACUGGAUUAUUUGAAUAGCGAAGCAAAUCCUGAAGUAAAUACUUUCAACAGAUUCCAUUAUAAUGUGAUGCGCCCAUGCGUCAAUUACUAUAAUUUCACCCCGCAUCUAACAUUGUCGGAAUCUUGGGGCUACUUAACUAAAAAUGGAACAUGGGACGGUUUAGUAGCAGCUUUGGAUACAAAAUCGGCAGAUUACGGUAGUUCACCUUUAUUUUUCUACUCAGCAAGUCUUGUGUCGACUCUUCUGAUGAAACCUGAUACAAAAAUUAAAACCAUCGAAGAUAUUCUGGGAUCAGAAAUGAAAGUCGGGUGUGAAGAUAUCUUGUACAAUAGGGAUUAUUUCAUGUAUACUAUUGACAAACCUUCGAGAAAAUUGUACUUGAAAAAAGUCCUGGGAAGACAGAACACUUCGAACUUUUUGCCACCAGAAGAAGGUCUGGCUUUGGUGAAAAAUGGAGGUUAUGCCUUCCAUGUAGAGCUGGCUACAGCCUACCCAAUCAUCCAGAAAACUUUUCCAGACCAAACCAUUUGCCAACUAAGGGAAGUACAGAUGUACAAAACACAACCUAUGCAUGCAAAUGUACAGAAGCAUUCACCUUUCAGAGAUAUGUUCGAUACUUGGUAAGCAUUGACAAUUCGACAAUUGUAGAAUCAGUACUUGAAAAUUGAUAGUAUUUUUAGUCUGCAACGUUUAGCAGAACAUGGCAUCCUUCACAGGGAACUGAAGUUUUGGCAUCCCAAAAAACCGGAAUGUAUCCAGUCUGGAUCAGUGGCUCUCAAUAUAGGUCUGAAUUAUUUUUAUCCAUCUCUCAUGUUCCUUGCUGUUGGAAUGAUCCUGAGUUUAUUGGUUCUCACUCUAGAAGUUUAUUUCAAUUUCAAGAAAAGGACUCUGCAAUUGAAAAAACAUUCGGUUCCUGUGUUUCCUUUUACAAACUAGGCAGAAAUGCUGACAAACACCUUAAAUGAACACAAUAAUUGAAAAACUAUGUAGGAUUAUCUUCU
This is a messenger RNA of Phaedon cochleariae (mustard beetle), 1487 nucleotides long. Lineage: Eukaryota; Metazoa; Arthropoda; Insecta; Coleoptera; Chrysomelidae. The record is from the annotation of a GenBank genome assembly.